This is a messenger RNA of Acytostelium subglobosum LB1, 1938 nucleotides long. RefSeq lists its product as hypothetical. Gene Ontology annotation, biological process: protein N-linked glycosylation. Gene Ontology annotation, molecular function: alpha-(1->6)-fucosyltransferase activity. The record is from RefSeq and is a predicted model, not a curated record. The coding region runs from base 1 to 1938 and encodes 645 amino acids. Lineage: Eukaryota; Evosea; Eumycetozoa; Acytosteliales; Acytosteliaceae. The transcript has a single exon.
AUGUUGUUGAUCAAUAGUCUGGACAUUGAUCAAAGUGAUCAAAGUGGUGUCAAUGAAUCAUCACGUGUCACACCUCCUCCAAACAACAAGAUCAGUAUACAUCAGAGACAGUUCUAUGAAGGCGGUGCUACUCCUGUUGAUACCAAAGAGUUGGCCAUCAAUGAUGAUGAUGACUCAUCUCAUUAUCCAAGGUUCAUCUAUGUUCAAGUGGAUGGUACAUCAAUGGACAAUGAAGCAAUCGCCAAUGUAUUGUUACAAUUCAGACAUGCGAAUGGGAUGGAUAACAAUGUACUACUACGUCAACAACAAUCACCAAGUGAUCUACUCAUUCACAAGUUAUCACAAUAUGAUGAGGAUGGAAAGACAGCACCAUUCAACAUUUCACCAACACAUCAAUCAAGGAAAGACAUCAACAAUGGAUUCGAUUGGAUUGCUUUAUACAAUGAUACAAAAGAUCAACGUGCAAAGAGACCUCAGGAGAUGGACACCAACAUGAUCCCUAACUACUUUGAUCAUACCAUCACAUCAUACUCUUGGCGCGCCAGUCGUGAUCAUGGUCAUGUGGCCACAGACCAUCCAUUUGAAUCCACAUCAGACUUGAUCAAAGUGGAUGGUAUAUCAUUCAACUGUUUGACAUCAUACUAUGACCUGGAUAACAAGACUACAAGUGGAUAUAGACUGUUCUCAUCUAUCUCGGACUCGUCUGAUGUGGGCUCAGUGGAGACAAUGAUGAUGGACAUCAAUCAUGUUGAGAACUAUCCAUUGCUCAUGAGGAAUCUGUUCCUGUACGAGAAGCACGUUCAGAGGACUAUCAUCAUAGUUGGACCAUGUUCAAUCAAGACUACACUGGAGGUAUACUUGGACCUGUUCAUCAUGCAGAAUAGGCUGUGGCGGUACAACUCAAACAUUGACAAUGUGUGUGACUAUGAUGAUGAGUCACGCGAGACUGGUAUCAUCGCCAUCUUGAAGAAGGACAGGUUCCGCUCGAAGCAAGAGUAUCUUCAAAGUCUGGACAACAUGCGGUUCUCGACAAGUGUCUGGAAACAAACGUUUCAGCUCCAGGAUGGCGGUGGAAUGACAUGCGAAACUGUGAAUGGCGCGACGAGCAUGAUCGCACCGCAUGGAAUGUUCUCGGACUUGCACUCUGUGACUCGUGACCUCCACAUAUUCAGCUUCAAAAAGCUGAUGACCGUGGAGGACACCAAGAACUUCCCAUACAUCGAUCAAUGGGAUGACUACCUGUUGCCUCUGGCAUCAUGCACCGAGGCACAGAUCAGAGAUGCCAACCACAAGAGAGGUAAGAAGAUACCAAAACAUGACAAUCGACCAAUAAUGCCUCCGGCGUGGAUAGACAUCACGGUGCGAUCACUUGAGAUGGACUACUUGCUGCGGCCAAACUAUCUCAUACGUCGUCUAUUGUUCAUGUUCAAGAAGGGAUUGUGGGACACUCAGAGACCAGUCGAAUGUGCAGCCGUACACAUUAGGAAUGGUGACAAGGCAGCUGAGAACGUCGUGUACUACCUGGAGGACUACAUGAACUUCUUUACAGGUCGCUUCAACUUGUCUUUAUCAAUGCCCGAGUUGUAUAAUCACAAGAACAUCUUCCUAAUGACAAACAACAAUACUAUCAACAGCAACAACAAUUUACUCAAACAAUAUCCAUUGUACAACUUUACAACUAUUCGGGAACCAUUCCAAUUCAAUGAUCAAUUGACCAAUGCAUUGGUAAUGUUGAAUGCUACAUCCAAUGUCAAGUUCUCAGUUGGUGUCAACAUAUUAUUACAAACCUUGAUAGCAUCACAAUGUCAAUACUUUGUUGGUACACUAUCAUCCAAUGUUGGACGAGCCAUCAUCGAACUUAUGAUUGGCAAUCAACAUCUUCUCACACAAUCACAAUGGUUAUCAGUUGAUGGUUCCAAGUAUGUAUUCUAUCCAUGA